GAGAAUGGAGACUCAGCGAAGGAUAAUGAACUGGAUAAGGAUCAAACGUCCAAUGGUCAUUGUGAUGAAUCCUCUUCCAAAACAUCUCCAUCUACUGCUGUUUUUAAUGAAUGUCCACAGAAGCAUCAGUUGGAAGGGGAAGACGAAAGGUCAUCUGCUCCAAUAAAGGUCUCGGAUGAUCAUUCCCUUCCUCCUACUUCUCCUGUUUCCCCUUGUGUUUCACGACGUGUUGAUGUUACGAAGACCCCAGCUGCUCCUCAGCCUUAUUGGAUUGCAAAUCCGGCCAGUAAGUUCGCUGGAAGAUAG
This is a messenger RNA of Hydatigera taeniaeformis, 306 nucleotides long. The record is from the annotation of a GenBank genome assembly. NCBI's taxonomy places the organism in Eukaryota, Metazoa, Platyhelminthes, Cestoda, Cyclophyllidea, Taeniidae.